AUGCUUCAGAUUAUGUUUGUGGCAGGAACUGAAACAUCUAUCGUGACAACUGAGUGGGCUAUGUCGCUUUUAUUGAGUCAUCCAGAGGCAAUGAAUAAACUGAGAAGGGAAAUUGACAACAAUAUAGGACAUAGGAGAUUGCUGGAUGAAUCUGAUCUUCCAAAGCUUCCGUAUCUGCGCUGCAUUGUGAACGAGACAAUGAGACUGUAUCCUCCAGCACCUCUUUUGCUGCCUCAUUGUCCAUCGGAAGAUUUCACCGUUGGGGGAUAUGAUAUCCCAAAAGGUUCAACGCUUAUAGUUAAUGCUUGGGCCAUGCAACGGGACCCCAAAGUCUGGGAGGAGCCAGAAAUGUUCAAGCCAGAGAGAUUUGAGGCAAUGGAAAUGGAGAGAGAAAGGUUCAACUUUGUGCCAUUUGGGGUGGGAAGGAGAGCCUGUCCUGGAGCCAACAUGGGAAUUAGAAAUAUUUCAUUGGCAGUGGGAUCAUUCAUUCAGUGCUUUGAUUGGAGAAAGAUUGAAGAAGAUGAAAUCAACACAAGCUAUACCACUAGAAUUACAUUGUCCAUGGCUAAGCCUUUGGAGGUCAUGUGCAUUCCACGACAAGAAUCAAUCCAACUCCUCUCCCAGUUAUGA
Messenger RNA from Coffea arabica (coffee), 630 nucleotides. The record is from RefSeq and is a predicted model, not a curated record. NCBI's taxonomy places the organism in Eukaryota, Viridiplantae, Streptophyta, Magnoliopsida, Gentianales, Rubiaceae.